AUGAAGAACCUGGACCAGUAUGGACGAAGUCACAUGAAGACUCAGAUGGUCUAUGCAGCUUUGUGCACCCUGGUGUUGGUUCUACUUGGACUGUUGGGUUCGGCCCACAGCUGUCCUGGUGUUUGCACCUGCUACGGUAACACCACUGACUGCUCCGCCAUCGGCCUCCUCUCUCUGACACCCAUCCUCUCGCUGCUGGACCAGGACUCUCUGGUACUCCGCCUACACCAGAACAACCUCUCCUCUUUGGGCAAAACAGAGCUGGCAAACCACAGCGGCCUGGAGCUCUUGGAUCUUUCCCAGAACCACUUUUCUUCCCUGCAGCCGGGAGCUUUCUCAGGCUUGAGCGGCCUACGCUGGCUCAACCUCUCCACUAACUACCUUGGGGUAGGCCUGGUGUCAUCUGACCCCAACAAUAGCACAGAGGCCACACAAGGCUUGAAAGGAAGCCAGGGAAGAGUGGGCUUGAGCAAGGAGGUUUUCAAGGGGCUGUGGCGGUUGCGAGGCCUCGACCUGUCGUCCAAUGGGCUCCUUUGGCUGCCUAAAGGCCUACUGAAUGGGUUUCAGAGACUAACCUGGCUGUCCCUUGCCAGAAACCAGCUCGUGGCCCUCGACAGAGUCACCUUUGAGCCCGUGGUGGGUCUGCAGCAGCUCCAGCUGGCAGGAAACCCCUGGGAGUGCGACUGCAAGCUGAGGGACUUCAAGCACUGGAUGGAGUGGUUAAUUUACAGGGAUGGGCAGGUAGAUGGCAUGAAGUGCAGUCUCCCUGGGGAUUUGAAGGGCAGGGACAUCCGCAGUGUGCCAGCAGAGAUGUUCAGCUACUGCCUGCAGAGUCCAGCCAAGGAGGGCGGGUCAGGUUAUGCCACCCGGCCUCCCUGCCCACCCGGCCGGGUCAGCAGUAAUGAGGAAUGUGUUCGGCAGCGUUACCGCCCUGUAAGUGUGCGCCGGGCACACGGCACGCAAAUUGUUGCAGGGGUGGUUUGCGGUACGGUGUGUGUCAUGAUGGUGGUUGCGGCAACUUACGGCUGCAUCUAUGCCUCGCUUAUGGCGAGAUACCAGAGGGAGAUGAAGAGCCGUGGGCAGCCUCUGAUGGCCGAGUGUGGAGCUGAGACUGACCUGGAGGAUGGACUGUCCCCCCUAACCUCGCCGGAGGAGACACCACCCAAAGAAACUUGUGGCAUUGUGCACGGGUAUCGAAUCAGUAGCUUCUGAAAUACUGUUUUCUUAUUUCUGAUUAUUCACCCUACCUGGACAAUUUGGCUCCUCUGCUCCGGACCUCCCAUCACUGAUGAGACAAUGACAGGAGAGAGAAACCCUGCAGCUCUACCAUUGUGCAGAAAAUUUGUGGGCGGACCGAUUGUGCCACUAAUGGAACGGACUAGAUUCAGUGAAACUGGAAUGCUGCAGCCCUUCCUUUAAUGUAUGGAUGCUCUGUGAAUUGUUAUUCCCCACGCUGCAUCUCUCAGCCAGCUGUGAAGCUGCUGUUUUUGCACUUCUGCACCUUGAAUUAUCUUAAUCUAUACUUUUGUUUCUUUGUUAGGAAUAUGAAACAACCAAUUUAGUAUAAAACCGUCUGUCUGUAUCUGAGCCCAACAAGCACAAGUUCAAAAAGUUCAGUACAAAUGUUUGUGAAACCCUAAAAAUUGAUCUUGAGUUUAUUUAAAGUCUUAAACAUCACCCAUUUAAAUCAUCUUUGUUCCUCUGAUAGGUGGAUACCCUGUUGAACACUUAACCUUACAUCAUAUCACAAUCCUGCUGUCGUGGGAGAUGCUGCUUUAAGCUUCACCACUGAGAUAAACUGCAUCCCAACAGAUACUGGAGCUGUACUGCCUCCUAGAGGGCAAACUAUGAGCUACAACUGCUUGGAAUCCAGCACAUACAAACUCACACGCUCAAUGACUCAAACAUUUAUAUUCUUACCACAGCAAAGUAUGAGACCCUGACUGAAAGUAUCUGAGGCUGUCAGCCGGUAUAUAUGCUGUAACUUUCAUAAGUGUUAUUUAGUUUGUC
Molecule: messenger RNA, 2010 nt
Organism: Paralichthys olivaceus (Japanese flounder)
Lineage: Eukaryota; Metazoa; Chordata; Actinopteri; Pleuronectiformes; Paralichthyidae
Product: leucine-rich repeat and transmembrane domain-containing protein 2-like
Cellular component (GO): extracellular matrix
Molecular function (GO): protein binding
Source: RefSeq, a predicted model, not a curated record